UCUCACAAUCACCAGUCUUCUCCCUCUCUUCGUCACCUCGAAUCUUGUGCACGUGCAGCUCCAGCAAAAAAAUGCCAGAAAUUCAGUUGGGUGUACACACUAUCAGAUCACAUGGAGCUAGAGUGGCCAGGAUACAUAUGCAUGACUGGUUGAUUCUUUUGCUUCUUGUGGUCAUUGACGCUGUCUUGAAUAUAAUAGAUCCAUUUCACCGUUUUGUUGGAGAGGGGAUGAUGGCAGACCUUAGAUACCCAUUGAAAGAUAACACUAUUCCUUUUUGGGCUGUUCCAAUAAUAGCAAUAUUGUUGCCACUGGUUGUCAUUCUCGUUUACUAUUUCAUUCGAAAGGAUGUUUAUGACUUCCACCAUGCUAUAUUGGGUCUUCUAUUUUCUGUACUCAUUACUGCGGUGAUAACGGAUGCUAUCAAAGAUGGUGUUGGACGGCCACGGCCAGAUUUCUUCUGGCGUUGUUUCCCUGAUGGAAAAGGGGUGUUUGAUCCAAUAACAAGUGAUGUUAGGUGUACUGGAGAUAAGAGUGUUAUAAAGGAAGGGCACAAAAGUUUCCCGAGUGGACAUACCUCUUGGUCCUUUGCAGGUCUUGUUUACCUUGCUUGGUAUCUAUCUGGAAAAGUUAGGGUAUUUGACCGUAGGGGCCACGUUGCAAAGCUCUGUCUUGUUUUCUUACCAAUUCUCAUGGCAGCUAUGGUUGCUGUCUCUCGUGUUGAUGAUUAUUGGCAUCAUUGGCAAGAUGUGUUUGCAGGAGGUCUUAUAGGGACGACAGUUGCUUCCUUUUGUUACUUACAAUUCUUUCCACCUCCAUACGACAUAGAUGGUUGGGGACCUCAUGCAUAUUUCCAGAUGUUGGCUGAAUCUCGAAAUGGUGCUCUGCCCCCAUCCGUCAACAACGAGACUCAUCGUGCUCUAUCUGCUGAGCUUCAGGCUGUAUCUUUGUACAUCCCACCUCAACAUGAUGGAGAUACACGAGGCAAUAGCUGGGAUUCAAGUCCCAUGUUAGGUGGAUCACAAAAUGUAAGGACACACUGACUGCAGUAAAGACACAGGAAUGAUAUCUCGAGAUGUCCAUAGUCUGUAAAAAUGAUAGGCAUUUGUGAGUUUCAGUAGCAGAUAAUCGACACUUCAACAUCGUUGGCUGUUAAAAAUGCGGACGUCUACUGCUUUGGUUCUGAGAUUAUUGUUGGAUUGGAAUAUCUUUUUACUUGUCUUUAUGUUUCGGCACUUUUUUUACGUCCAUUUGCCAUUAUAAAAU
Messenger RNA from Gastrolobium bilobum, 1263 nucleotides. Its product is annotated as lipid phosphate phosphatase 2-like. Gene Ontology annotation, molecular function: phosphatidate phosphatase activity. The record is from RefSeq and is a predicted model, not a curated record. The transcript is spliced from 8 exons. The coding region runs from base 72 to 1040 and encodes 322 amino acids. Gene Ontology annotation, biological process: phospholipid metabolic process. NCBI's taxonomy places the organism in Eukaryota, Viridiplantae, Streptophyta, Magnoliopsida, Fabales, Fabaceae.